Thamnophis sirtalis is the source of this 4625-nucleotide messenger RNA. RefSeq names its product trimethylguanosine synthase 1 (gene TGS1). Lineage: Eukaryota; Metazoa; Chordata; Lepidosauria; Squamata; Natricidae. Gene Ontology annotation, molecular function: RNA cap trimethylguanosine synthase activity. Gene Ontology annotation, biological process: 7-methylguanosine cap hypermethylation. Gene Ontology annotation, cellular component: nucleus. The record is from RefSeq and is a predicted model, not a curated record.
UCAUGGUUGCUCCCUCGGGAGGAUCGAGAUUGCAAGAGAACAGCAGGCAGGGCAGCGGCGGCCGCAGAUCACGAUGCUGCACGAGGGCGAGAGAAGCCUGCUAGUGGCAGAGCUGCUAAUGGUGCUCAGCAAAGGAGAUGGCAGCAGCGGUGUGGGAGAUGUCUUCUGUUUGUGCACCCGGGCAUUCGUCGAAGAUCGAAAUUUAUACAAACUAGGCUUAAAAGGCUUUUAUGUUAAAGAUGCUGAUGACAGCAUAGGAGAAGAGGAAAUUACUGAAGAUAACAAAAAAGAGGAGAAACCUAUCUUUGAGACUACUGAAAAAUUUAACAGUCUUGCUCUGGAAGUAGAUGAUGUCGAACCAGAUUCAGAAACUGAACUUAUGAAGAGUAUGGGGUUACCCGUACAGUUUGGCAGUUUGGCAGCCGAUAAAACAAAAGCGGCCUCUGAGAAGAUUGGCAAGAUAGUUAACAAAAUGACAAAGAAGAAGAAAAAGAAGAAAAAAAUGCUACAAGAAGAUAUCCAUGAAACCAUGUGGCAGUCCAUGGAAGAAGGUGAUGAUGACCAUUCUCUUUCUGAUGAUGAAAUCUUAGUGGAAAAGGAAGACAACUAUGCUGAAUUCUGUCAAAAUGGAAGCAUGCCACUGAAUGAACUGUAUAUAAAUGAGGAAUGGGAGCAAUACUGGCAUCAGUUUGGAGAAGAACUACUGUGGAAAAGCUGGGAAAAGAAACAGGAGGGGGCUAAUCCUGAACCUUGGAACAAUCCUGAAAUGAAAGAUAAGUGGGAGCAACACUAUAAUGAGCUCUACUGGUAUUACUGGGAACAGUUUCGCUACUGGGCAAGUCAAGGUUGGACUGUUGAUGCUACACAUGGUAGUGAACUAAAAGUGAAUACUGGAAAACUGAAUAGUAAGCAGUCAGAAAAAUCAUUAAACCCAGACAGCCAUGGAGAAGUGCAGAACUCAGCCUUUUAUACUCAUACUCCUUCCAUAGACAUUUGCAAAGAAAAUCCUCUUGUAUAUAAUGAUCCAAGUAAUGAUUAUAUUUUUUCUAAAAUCAGUGAAAUAAGUCUAAAUUCAGAAGAAGCAGAACACAGUAAAUUGCAAAGUGCAGCUGAUACUAAAGAACAUAAAGAACCAACUCUAGCAAGCAUUUCAAGGCAUAGUCCUUACAAUUGUGGCCAGACUGAGAAAUCAGAUAAGGAAACAAGAGAAGGAAGUGUGUCUUCUAAAAAUGGAUGCUCAGAUCAGCCAGGUUUACAGCAAGAACUUUUGGAUACCACAGCAAAGGGAACACCUGACAGUAAUGAUGGUGAUGAGGAGCCACCUGAGCAUAAACCUGUGAAACUAAAGAGAAGCCAUGAACUAGAUGUAGAAGAAAAUCCUCAGGAUGAUUCAGAUGGAAUUUUCUGCAAAUUGGGGCUCCAGCAUGGCACAGGACAAAAAUACAAAGGCAUUCCUAGCUUCAGUGAAAGAAAAGUGAUUCGUGUUAAUAAAAAUAUUAAAUUUAAAUCAGUGUUAUUGGACAUGCGCAGAACAAUCAAGACUAAAAACAAGCAUACAUAUUUUACAGAUGAACCUGAAACAUUUAUGUUGAAGAAAAGUAAGACCUUAAAUAAGGUACAGAAAUUCUUGCAAAAAGCAAAUGAAGAUGUGAAAAUUGGACCUGAAGGCAGAGUCUAUCUGAAGGUAGAAUCUUCUACCACCAGUGAUUCAGAUGAACAGGAAAAUGCUUCUCACUCACAGCAGAAUUUGAGUCUCCAAAAUUGUGACUUGCUAUAUCCUAGUUCAGAUACACACGAACUUGACAGUUUUGAAGUAAAAGACAAGGAAAAGCUGAUAGGCGAAGGAGAAGAAGCUCCAUUAGGAAGAGAACUCGUUCCCCUGGAUAUUCCAGACUACCUACAAAUGGACACAGAAGGUGAAGUAAAUACUAUGAAAAAGAAGACAAAUAAAAAGAUGCAUAAGUGGAAAAACAGAAACCUUAAGUGUCUUCCUCACGAAAUAGCCGAUGAUCCUGAGCUGGCUAAAUACUGGGCACAACGAUAUCGACUGUUUUCUCGUUUUGAUGAAGGCAUUCAGUUAGAUAGAGAGGGAUGGUUUUCCGUAACACCUGAGAAGAUUGCUCAACACAUCGCAGACCGUGUAAGGCUAUCCUUUGACUCUGACAUAAUAGUAGACGCCUUUUGUGGUGUUGGAGGAAAUGCUAUUCAGUUUGCCUUGGCAGCAAAAAGAGUAAUUGCAGUUGACAUUGACCCUGUGAAGAUCCAACUCGCUCACAAUAAUGCCAUGGUUUACGGAGUGGCAGACCAAAUAGAAUUCAUAUGUGGUGAUUUCAUGAAGCUGGCAUCCAGUCUGAAAGCAGAUGUUGUGUUUUUGAGUCCUCCCUGGGGUGGGCCUGAAUAUGCUGUUGCAGAAAUCUUUGAUAUUCAAACAAUGAUUUCUCCUGAUGGAUUUGAAAUUUUUAACCUGUCACAGAAGAUUACCAACAACAUUGUUUAUUUUCUUCCACGUAACGCGGACGUAGAUCAGGUGGCUUCCUUAGCUGGACCAGGAGGAAAAGUUGAAAUAGAACAAAAUUUUCUGAAUAACAGAUUGAAGACCAUAACUGCUUAUUUUGGAGAUUUAAUUAGACAAAAUGUAUCCUGACUUAUUUAUUAGUAAGCUGUUUAUUGGGGAUAAAAGAGAUAAUCAAAUUUUAAUUAUAAUUCCUUUUAUUUACUUUUGUUAAUUUCUUAUUGCAAAAUGUUCCAUGUUCUAUUAAACUUGAGAAAACAAUGGUUUAAAAUGUUUGUCACAAACACCAAUAAAAUAUUUUAUAAAAAGACUUAAAAUAUGUUGAUAGUAAAAAGAUGAGAAUUGACUGAAGCAAAAUUCCAUAUUUAGAAUCUUACAUUACUUAAGUUAAUCUGUUUGUUUCUAUCCUAAAAAACAUUUUAAAUUUGGCUAUGAAAUGGUUACAAAGAGAGAAACCUGCUUUUUCAGCAGAAUGGAAGGAAGUUAUUUAAGGAACAUUUCGUACUCCUUUGAAAUACUGCAUCAAUUGCUUUUCAUCAUCAUUGGCUGAGAUUAUGGAGCAAUUUUUAUCUAUGUUUUAUCUGUGAAUAAAAGUUGAUUGAGAUAAAAUAAUUUUACUAUAUACAUUUCACCAACUCCAAAAAGAUUAAUUAAAAAUUCAUUUACAAAUACAUUGCUAAUUCAGUUAGCAACUGUAAUUGAGAAGAGAAACUCCUUUGCUAAGUGAUAUGAUUGUAAAGCAAAAAUAUGCACAACUGCACAAACUUAAUAACAGAGUUCUGGUUGUGAUCAUUAAGUAAAUUAUACAACAUUGUAUGACUGACUCACAAUUUCCUAUUGUCUUCCUUUUUGACUUUUAUCAGAUGCCGGCACUGAUGGUCACAAAUGACAAUCACAAGUUCAUGGAUGCUGUGACUAUCAUAAUUAUGUGCUGGUUCUGAAGCAGUCAAGUUACUAUCUAUCACAUGUACACUGCAACAGCUGCAACUUUGAGGACCAAUCUCCUCAUUCAGCCCUAUCAUAACUGCAAAUGAUUGCUAAAUAAGUGGUCAUUGUACAAAGACUGCAGAGGUGGUAUUCAGCAGGUUCUGACCAGUUCUAGAGAACUGGUAGUGGAAAUUUUGAGUAGUCUGGAGGACCGGUAAAUAUCACCUCUGACUGGCUCCUCCCCAUCUAUUCUCUGUCUCUCGAGUUCCAGCUAUCCAGAGGGAAUGUGGUUUUGCAAUAACCUUCUCCUGGAGUGGGAUGGGAAUGGAGAUUUUACAGUAUCUUUCCCCUGCCAAGCCCACUAAGCUAUACCAUGCCCACCAAAUCACACCAACAGAACCGGUAGUAAAAAUUUUUUAAUCCUGCCACUAAAGGACUGCUUGUCAUUUUCACAGUAAACUAUGAAUGCUAACAUCAUUGUGGAUAACAGAAUAGAAGAAAUCAGUUUCUUUCAGGAUGGUCACAAGGUUUAGAAAAGUAUAUCUUUUCAAAGCAAAUACUAAAGGAGAAAUAUUUAAGCAAUAAGUACAGAGCAUCUAUGGUGGUUAUGGAAUAACUUGAAAAAAAAGUUGAAAAAUAAAUGGAAUAUAUAAAAAAAAGAAAAAAUCACUGCUUAAGGAAAAUUCUUGGCCAAAACAGGAAGGAAAGGAUAUUUUGAAACAGUUCUUAAGUGUAUGAAAUUGAUCCAAUUACAGACAGGUAUAUAGUUUUAUGGAUCUUAUUUCCUUUAAUAUAAAUCAAAUGAACAAAACUGCCCCCAGGGCUUAUUAGUAGCAUUAAUAUUAGGAAAGGAUGAACAACUGUGUGACAUAAUUUCACCAACUGUCAUAAGAACAAAGCAGUGUUAUGAUGGCUAAUUAUUUGUCCUUGUAGAGACACUUUAGUGGUGGCCUAAUGGUUGUCAUUCUAAAUUAGUAUUCCUUAAUUUUAUUAAAUGCUGGAUAUAAUUUACAACUGAAUGUGCUGUGCUUUUUUCUAAUGCUCUUUGAAUUAACUUCUGCCUUGAUGUAUGGGUUUCAUUAAACUCUUUGACUUAUUAUCAGCAGCAGGUAAAGGACCUGACAUAUUGCUGUCAGCUAAUGGUAUAAAUAUCACUAUUUUCAAAUAAAACAUGAUUCUGCCUCAA